CUCACAUAUUUUAAUAUAUUAAAAUCGUCGUUUGGUAGCUUUUGUUAGACUAAUCAAAAUUCAAAAUUCUCCAGGAUGACGACCCAUUUUUACUACCCAAAUAAGGAGCUGCAGGAGGAGCUGACCUGCAUCUCCAAGGCUCUGGUGGCUCCUGGUAAAGGCGUCCUGGCUGCCGACGAGUCCAGUGCGGUGAUGGGAAAGCGGUUUCAGCUGAUCGGAGUGGAGAACACGGAGGAGAACCGCCGGAUAUAUCGCCAAAUGUUGUUCACCACCGACCCCAAGAUAGCGGAGAAUAUAUCCGGGGUGAUAUUAUACCACGAAACACUGCAUCAGCGCACGGAUGACGGGUUGCCCUUUGUGGAGGCUCUUAGAAAGAAGGGAAUCCUGACUGGAAUCAAGGUGGACAAGCACUUUUCACCGCUCUUUGGCUCCGAGGACGAGUUCACCACCCAGGGACUGGAUGACCUGGCCAAUCGAUGUGCUCAGUACAAAAAAGAAGGCUGUAGCUUCGCCAAGUGGCGGUGCAUUCUUAAGAUCACAAAGAACACUCCAUCACCACAGGCCAUUUUGGAAAAUGCCAAUGUGAUGGCUCGAUAUGCGGCCAUUUGCCAAUCGCAGCGUUUAGUGCCAAUUAUCAGCCCCGAGGUUUUGCCCACCGGAGAUCAUGACCUCGAUCGCUGCCAGAAGGUCUACGAAACUCUCUUGGCUGGAGUCUACAAAGCUCUCAGCGAUCACCAUGUUUUUCUUGAGGGAACCCUUUUACAACCGAGUAUGGUGUUGCCUGGUCUUCAAAGUAACAAGAACCAUCCAGCAGCUGAUAUUGGAUUGGCCACUGUUCUCUCAAUCAGGAGAACUGUUCCUCCGGCGGUUAUGGGAGUCCUUUUUUGUAGCGGAGCACAAUCGGAGGAAGAGGCCACGGUCCACUUAAAUGCCAUAAACAAUGUGCCCUUGUGCAAGCCCUGGGCCAUGACUUUCGCUUUCGAUCGGGCUCUUCAAACCUCAAUUCUGCGAACUUGGGGUGGCAAAAAGGAGCAGAUUAGCCAUGCUCAAAACGAGCUAAUCAAGCGCUGCAGGGCUAAUGGUCUUGCCAGCAUUGGAAAAUAUAUACUUGGCUCCGUGGAAAGCUCAGCGGCUACCGAAAGACUCAUCCAAGAAGCCGUCGAAUUCUAAAAACACCAUCCUCAUUUUGUUUGGGUAUUUAAAUCUAUAAAAAAAAAUUAUAUUACAAACAAAAAUGUAUAACAUAA
Drosophila ficusphila is the source of this 1247-nucleotide messenger RNA. RefSeq names its product fructose-bisphosphate aldolase. Gene Ontology annotation, biological process: fructose 1,6-bisphosphate metabolic process; glycolytic process. Gene Ontology annotation, cellular component: cytosol. Bases 76 to 1170 code for a protein of 364 amino acids. The record is from RefSeq and is a predicted model, not a curated record. The transcript is spliced from 3 exons. Gene Ontology annotation, molecular function: fructose-bisphosphate aldolase activity. NCBI's taxonomy places the organism in Eukaryota, Metazoa, Arthropoda, Insecta, Diptera, Drosophilidae.